Messenger RNA from Linum trigynum, 2939 nucleotides. NCBI's taxonomy places the organism in Eukaryota, Viridiplantae, Streptophyta, Magnoliopsida, Malpighiales, Linaceae. The record is from the annotation of a GenBank genome assembly.
AUCGUAAUUAUCUGAUCCUGGUUGUAACUUUUUCUUCUUAUUCUUCCAUCUGCAACUGCAAUAGAGCCCAAAGACCCAAAAUUUGCAGAGUUUAAGGUUUGGAACGAGCUUCUCUGUCUAGAGGUUGCAGGCACUGCAACUCUAGAAGACUGACAACAUUCCUCCAUAAGUCACUCUCUGUCACUUGCAGUAAGAUUGACAGAAACAGAAGAAUUGACAAGAAAAAGGGACAGUUUAACUCUGGAAAUUCGACAACAGUAUCUCAUAUUUUCCCUUCCUUGUGCAACUAAUAUUUUCACAUGCCCUACUAGCAGCUAAUUAACUAAAAACCCACUCCAAUGGGGGACGGGAUACAACCAUAUAAAAUAUGAGAAACAUCAGACCUACUGGCCAAGCAAUCCAACCCCAACUAAAACACUGCUCCCAUAACCAAAAUAUCCCAACACAUAUCCACGCCCUACAUUGUCAUAAAUAAGUGCUUAUUAUAUGAUGUUUAUACUACUAGUAGAUUCUCAAGGCGGGGAAUUUGCAGCCAAUUUACCACCAAGGAGGACUGGACAUGGCCCUUCCCUGCCAAAAUUGGGGAGCGGCAGUUCAAACCAACAAUGAUCAAAGCAUCUGCAUCCAAGCCGUGAGAAGAAAUGGGGGUGGCCUCGAGCUGGUGCAAAUGCAAUCUAGAUGCGCUUCUUUUUCUGCUUCCUGACGAUGGGUUUCUUGGUGCUAAGGCUCAAACCAUCCGAAUCGGGAGUCGGAUUACUUUGCGGUUCCUCAGGUAGAGUGCAGUGCAUAAACUUCUUGUUGGAUCCAACCUGGGUGCACAGCAGCUUCAACAUCUUUCGUCCCCUCAUCCACUUCAGCAUGAUUUUCAUGUGUGUUUUGCUGUUCAAUCCACUUAUAUUAGCUUCCUGUUACGAAGUAACGAAAAUGCAUUACCAUAUGGUUCAGUCCCAUCUUUUGUUUCAACCAUCCUGCCAUGUUAUGUACUUGAAUAAGCUAACAGUCACCAUCCUUUACAUUACUAAUGCAUUGGCGACCAAACAUGGCAGGAGACUUCACAGCCAUUAUAGAUGAGCUGUUUUAUCUCAGCUCAUAAGUGAACACUUUAAUUAGAAGAAAAGAAUUCAAGAAUGAGAAGAAAGUAAACCAACAACAGGAACCGUAUGUAGUAACUGAGCGUUCGAGAUAUGCAGACUUGAAGUCGAGAGGGUUCGAAUCAACAAGCUGCAGCUUUCUUAACCAUGAAUAUCUCAGCUUAAUAAUGCGAAGGUUAAUGUGAAAUGCCAAAUGAAAUCAGCAGAACAAACAAGAUCAGGGUUCCACCGGAUGCAGACGAAUAGCUAUAUGAUCACAAGACAGCCCGAAACGCAGGAUACAUAGAAUUUAGCCCAACCCCAGAGACUGGCAGCAGCAUAAACAUGGCCAUGGAAUGGGUACCAUACCAAAAUGAGCAAAAAUGUUGAAUGGACAAGGAAGCUUAGGAUGUUGCAGACAGAUAAGAGCUCAAACAAUCAUCAAAAUCCAUUGCAUAAUUGAGGCAAUCGAUCAUCAUCUCCAUGAAAAAGAACUUCUUUCCCUUUCCGAAUGAAUAGUUGGGCACACACACGCGCGAAAUGAAUCAAGUAGGAAAGGGGAAAUGCACCUUAGCGAAGUUCCAUGUAUUGGGGACGGUGAGGGGGCCAUUCUGCUUGAUGAUGUUGUACAGUGACUCGGAAAUCGCAAAAGCUUCCGGGAAAGGGACCUUAGGGUUUAUCUUCCUCACGUUGACGGCGCGCUCUUUCGAGAAGUAUCUAACCAACGCAUUCUUAAUCAAACCGCCGGUACUUCCACCGCCGGUGAAGCCCCACCUCAUCUUUCUUCUGUACUUCCUCCUCGCGCUCUUCCUCGCUCGCAACAACCAGCCGGCGGCCAAGAGUGGGUCUGAGACCUGCGUUGCCCUGUUUCGCCUGCUCGGGGUUUGCACUUGCAGUUGGAGCCUGAAGGUCAGGGGAGACUGAUUCUCGUUUCCUCAAAUUCGAUAGACAUGGGUCAGUGGCCCAAUGUAGAACCCAAAUAUAAAUAUGGGCUCUAGCUCAAUUAUCAUUACCGCGCUGGAUUUAUAAUUUGGGCUGUUAGUGGGACUGGAUCCGCUUUGCACAUGCAUACAUGUGAUUCACGGGUACAUGGAAAGAAUGAGAUUCAGGUAUGACGAGGAUAGAAAUAGCAUACUACAAUCCAAAGACUAUCAAUUAAUUUAUUCACUCAAUAAUAUUUCCCUAAUUCAAAUUUAAAUGGAUCAAAUCCAUUAUAUUGAUAGGUUCAUGAGUUGGGCUAGUGAAUUUAUAUGAAUUUACAAUUCAAUACCUACAUUUUUCUUCUCGACUUAUGCUACUUAAACUUACAUCUACGGAUUUUGAGAGUUGGGAUAAACCAUGCUCAGCUUGUUUACUUUUCGAAUUCUUCUGGUUAUAAGUGGUACUCUUUGAAUUGCUUGAUUGAAUGUAUACCUUAUGAAAUGUCAUUGUUUGUGGGAUUAUACGGGUUGAAGAGGAUUUUGAAUAUGAAAGUGAACUGUAAAGUCAUAACAUCUCUUACAACAAUACUUUGGAGUAACAAAGAUGAGUAUUUUUUUUUGAAUGAAAUCUGAGCGAAGAUCUUCUCCGUUAAAAAGGUCCUCCCUACAAUCCACUUGGAAUGCAUAAUUUUUUUUAUUAAUAUGACCUCUUCGGGAUCCUUAUACGAUUUGUAGCGAGCUUCAAUGCCUGGCAUAGUCGAAACUGUCAAGAAACCAUUGAUCCCUAAAUAACUCGAGUUGUUGAGGUUCAAUUAUGGAUCAUAUACCACUUACAACACAACCUCUCAAACGAAUGCCAGCUCAAUAGGGCUUGAAGUUUGUACAGACAUCAUAAUGUCAUAUGCUUAACAAAGGGUCAACGAGAUUUGAAUAAAAAAUAUUUGAGUCA